Molecule: messenger RNA, 2019 nt
Organism: Daphnia carinata
Lineage: Eukaryota; Metazoa; Arthropoda; Branchiopoda; Diplostraca; Daphniidae
Gene: lili
Product: protein Lilipod-like
Exons: 1
Coding region: 124-1641 (505 amino acids)
Biological process (GO): signal transduction
Molecular function (GO): transmembrane signaling receptor activity
Source: RefSeq, a predicted model, not a curated record
UCACAGAGACCUUGAUAUUGAGUGGGAUUUAUUCAGUUUCCAUGUGUCAUGGCGGCGCGGCGACGUUUGUAAAAAGCAUACGAUGAGGCUCGUUGCGAAUUGGUUCCCCCCUGACAAUUUAACAUGGAAGAAGAAGCAGAUCCUGAGGAACAGGCGUUCCACUCCACCGUUCGGGAGUACAUCAUUUUCUUGCUCCUCUUCGGUAUCCUCUAUGUGGUCAGUUACCUCGUCCUGAGAACAUACCUGCACAAGGAGAAGCACGAAGACAAAUUGGAUCCAGACAAUGGUGAAGCGACAGUACACAGAAUCAGCCUGGGAAUGUGCACUUUUGCACUCACAGUGGCGGUAGGGGCAGCUCUCCUCCUGCCCAUCUCUAUCCUCAGCAAUGAAAUUCUGCUGCUCUACCCCAGCAGCUACUAUGUGAAGUGGCUCAACUCGUCACUUAUCAAUGGGCUGUGGAAUCACGUCUUUCUGUUUUCAAACCUGUCCAUCUUCUUCCUUCUGCCCUUCGCAUACUUCUUCAGUGAAUCUGAAGGAAUUGGAAGCCAGCAGGGGUUGAUUGGCAGGGUUUAUGAAGCCUGCCUAAUCCAGUUGAUGCUGGCCAUCCUCGUUUUGGGCAUAGCGUUUGUGUUGUGCGCGUUGAUCGACAAAAGCCAAUCCGCCGUUGAACUUUUCUUCAAUGUGUGGAACUACUUGCCAUUUUUGUACUCGUGUCUUUCGUUCCUCGGCGUUCUCUUACUUCUGUUGUGCACACCCCUUGGCUUUGCACGCCUUUUCACCGUGCUCGGCCAGAUCAUAAUUCGGCCCAACUUUUUGUCGGACGUGAACGACGAAUACUAUGCCGUCCUGUUUGAGGAAUCGUGCAUCCGCGAAAGACUUAAAAUGAAAUCCCCCGAAAAGCAACUCAACGGACAAGGCCGUCAAGCGCGCAAAGUUCUUGAAUCGAAGCUCGUGGCGCUGGAAGCGCAGCGUUUCAAGUUGAAUCAACAGAGACGGUCGUCGCCCGUCCUGCGACGUCUGAUCUACCCACUGGCCAUGAUUCUGCUGCUGGCCCUCACCAUGGCUGCUUUGCUCAAUGUUCUUCAGAAUACUCUGCAGUUGUUGGUGGGAAUUAAAGCCCUGCCGCUGGCCACUCGCGAGCAGUUUCCGCUCGGGCUCAGUUCCCUCUCAAAAUUAGGUCUGAUUGGUGCCGUGAUUGAAGUGGUCCUAAUCGGCUACUUGUUGGCAGCUUCCACUGUCGGCCUCUACACAUUGCCCUUUCUAUCGGGCAUCCGACCGACGGCCAGGAACACGCCACUGACGCAGCUGAUAGUCAAUUGUGGACUAGUCUUGGUGCUGAGCUCGGCUCUACCAUUGUUAUCACGCAUUUUGGGCAUCAGCAACUUUGAUCUGUUGGGCAACUAUGGACGCAUCGAGUGGCUCGGCAACUUCUACCUGGUCCUGCUCUACAACGUCAUCUUUGCCGUGGCGGCCACUCUCUGUCUAGCCAAAAAAGUCACCAAUUCGCUUCUACUCGAGGUUUGGCGCCGGCUCAAGCUAGCCUGCACGACCUCGCUGCAACGCGGUGCGCUCGAGCCCCAUCGUAUGCUUAGUCCCGUCGGGCCUCGAAAGUCUGCUCCAAUCAGACAAACAAACGAUUAGACGAGAACGAGAGAUACGUGAUAUGAAUCAUCCAUUAUCUUAUUUCAGUUUAGUUUCCUCCGUUGCAUCUAGUCUCACUUUUCUAAUUCCCCUUUUUUUCCCAUCACACUACUGGUCCCACACAAACACCCCACGGUUCUUUUUGUCUUCUUCUUUUUCCCGGAGACAGAGGGGCUUGACAUUCUGCACCUUGGUUUCCAAUUACAUUAAACGAUAAAAAUCGUUUACUUUUCACCUGUGUCCUUUUGUUUAAUUUGUCCGUAUCAGUUUCGGUUGUUGAUGGCCCGUGGAAGCGAUUUCUUUUUUUUUCUUGUCUUUACGUGAAAAACAUGUACAACUUCUUGCCGCGCAAUAAACGCGUUAUUUUAAAGCGGGAAA